Molecule: messenger RNA, 1737 nt
Organism: Vespa mandarinia (Asian giant hornet)
Lineage: Eukaryota; Metazoa; Arthropoda; Insecta; Hymenoptera; Vespidae
Product: cytochrome P450 4C1-like
Molecular function (GO): iron ion binding; heme binding; monooxygenase activity
Source: RefSeq, a predicted model, not a curated record
UUAAAUAUUCCUCGCUUUUCUAUUCCAUCCUCAGUUUCUGUGAGGACAGAAGUGUAGUAAGAGUCGUUGCGCGAUGCUAUCAAAUUAUCCGUAAAUCUCAACAAUUAUUAUUAGGGAUAUAAGAUUAUUUUCAAUUAUAUUUAAGUUGUUUAUAUAUAUUCUUAUUGAAAGAAUUCAUCAUGUAUUUCACUGUAAUAUUAAUUAGUAUUCUAACAAUUUUAUUUGAACUAUACUUUGGAAUAGCAGAAUAUUUUUUAAAUAAAUUACAUAUGUUUAAUAUUACGAAAGGAAUUCCUGGACCAAAAGCAUUUCCUAUAAUUGGGAAUGCUCAUCUAUUUACUGGCGACACAACCGCUCUAUUCAAACAAAUGCUAAAUAUUGGUAAGAAUUAUCAAUUAUUGUGGCGUAUGUGGAUAGGCGCGAAAUUAUUUUUAAUAAUAGAGAAUCCUGAAUAUGUCAAGACUUUACUAAAAAGUCCAUAUAUUAUUGAUAAGAGCAAGGAAUAUGAAAAAUUGAAAGUUUCUUUGGGCAAUGGAUUGUUAACUGCUCCAGCAUCAGUAUGGGAUUCACAUCGAAAAGUUCUAAAUAAAAUGUUCCUUAUGAAAAAUAUAGAGUCAUAUAUGGAUGUAUUUGUUAAUCAUUCUGUCGAAUUAAUGGAAAAAUUAGAAACUCUUGUUGGAGAAGAAUUAGACAUUUUUGAUUAUGUCUUGCGUUGUUCUUUAGAUAUAAUAUGUGAUGCCACGCUGAAUACGCAACUAAAUUCGCUGACAAAUCCGGAUUGUAAAUUAGCUGAAUCAAUAAAAUGUGCGAUGGAUAUAGUAACACAAAGAAUCUUUAAAUUAUGGUUACAUCCGAAUAUUAUAUUUUAUAACACUGCUGUAGGAAAGAAAUUUCUGGCGUGCAAGGCUUACCUGGAUAACGUAACAACCAAGAUAAUCAAAGAAAAAAUGGGAUCUAUGUUAAAAAGUAAAAUUAAUCAAGAAUUGACGACGGAAAAGUUAGGACAAAAACGGAAGACAAUUUUCGAUUUUUUAUUCGAGAUAUCGAACGAAGAAGAAGGAUAUACGCAGGAAGAUAUCCGCGAUGAAAUUAAUACAAUAAUUACAGCUGGAAGCGAAACUACAGCCACAACCAUUAGCUUUGUCCUCUUAAUGCUUGCUUCAUUGCCAGAAAUUCAAGACAAUGUAUAUGAGGAAGUUAAUCGAAUUUAUUGCUCGGACGAUUCAAAAAAUGUUUCAAUGACAUAUGAUGAUAUUAAAAGUAUGAAACUUUUGGAACGUGUGAUCAAGGAAACGUUACGUUUAUUUCCUAUUAUUCCAAUCAUCGCCCGGAAAGUGACGCAAGAUAUAAAAGUUACUUCAAAUUGGACAAUACCGAAAGGAUGUUCAGCAGUAUUUUUUAUAUAUAAAAUACAUAGAAAUGCGAAAUAUUGGCCACGACCAUUAGUAUUUGAUCCUGACAGGUUCCUACCGGAAAAUAAUUCUUCUUCGUAUUUCUUUCCAUUUAGUUACGGAAAAAGAAAUUGCAUAGGUCAACAAUUCGCUAUGCUGGAGAUCAUAACAGUAAUAGCUACACUGCUAAAAAGAUUUAGAGUUAUAAUAGACAAGCCAAUUGAAAUUGCAGAAAUAGACGUAAAGUUCAGCAUCACAUUAACUCCGACGAAACCAAUAAGAUUAAAAUUUGAAAGAAGAAAUUAAUCAAAACAUAGAAUAUAGAUGCAUGAAUAUAUAUAUAUAU